Hibiscus syriacus is the source of this 1481-nucleotide messenger RNA. RefSeq lists its product as uncharacterized. The coding region runs from base 688 to 1131 and encodes 147 amino acids. The transcript has 5 exons. The record is from RefSeq and is a predicted model, not a curated record. NCBI's taxonomy places the organism in Eukaryota, Viridiplantae, Streptophyta, Magnoliopsida, Malvales, Malvaceae. Gene Ontology annotation, cellular component: cytoplasm. Gene Ontology annotation, biological process: chromatin remodeling.
CUCUUUUCUUUUCCUUUUCUUCCGUUUUUAUCUUUUAAUAUUUGUUGAUUUUUUACGGAAACAGAAUGGAUAUGGCGGAAAGUUUUGUUAAAAUUUCUCUCGGUUCCACGGAGUCGCAGGGAGAAGAAGAUGAUGAAAGAAGCAAAAUCUUUUUACACCUAAAACCCUACUGUUUGGAGCUUCUUGAGCUUUCCCAAAACCCUAAAAAGCAUGCCUCUUCUAUUCCAGCAUUGCUCCCCUGCUUCGCUCUUCCCCAUCCUAUUCUCUCCAGUCCUUCUUUGACUACACUUGGUUUCCAUUGCUGCUUUUGCUGGAUGCUGCAGUUGAUUGCAGAAGUUCGCGGAAUAAAAGUGAAAGUAAUAAUAAUAAAAGAGUAAGUGAUAAAGUAGCAGAAGGAGUGGUGGUGUGCUUGGAAGAGGUUCUCAAGAAAUGCCAUUUGGGUUCUGUGGAUCAGAUGGUUGUGUAUCUGAAAAAAUUGACUUAUGCUGCUUUGCUUUCUUCAUCUGAGGCAUCAGAAGAGUUUCGUGAAGGAGUUAUCAAAUGUUUCAGGGCUUUGCUUCUGAAUUUACUUCAUUGUCCUAAUCAGUCCUGCUUGUUCAAACAAAGCCUUAAUCUCCCAGUGCUCUUAGAAACUAGAGACUUACUGAUGUCAAAUAGAACUCUGAAGUUUGACUUGGAACAAGGAGAAUGUUACUAGCAUUUUUGCAGUCAGAAGCAGCUUCGGCUGCUGUUGGACACUGGCGUUCUCUUCUGCUCAAAGCUGCUGAUACCGAGGCUACACGAGGACAUCGAGGCAGUGCAAAUCUUCGUAUUGAAGCCUUUUUAACCCUACGUGUUCUUGUUGCUAAGGUAGGUACUGCAGAUGCGUUGGCUUUCUUCUUACCUGGUAUCAUUAGUCAGUUUUCCAAAGUGUUGCACAUUUCAAAAGCAAUGAUAAGUGGGGCUGCUGGAAGUGUAGAAGUUAUUGACCAAGCCAUUAGGGGAUUGGCUGAAUACCUUAUGGUAGUACUUGAAGAUGAAGCCAAUUCGUCUGGUCUUGAUAUGUACAAAGAUGAUUCUUUUGGCCAUAAUUCAAAUAAGUACAAAAAUCUACAACUUCAUUCUUGGAUGAACUCCGUCAAUUGCCAUUAAAGGCUGAGGGCAGAAGAGUGCUAGAAAGUGUAAAUGGUGAAUCAAUCAAUUCUAUUAGCUCUAAGACUGAAUCUGGAGAAAAAAGUAGCCCAGUUCUCGGCAAAGGACUGGGGCCUUUUCAUGUAGAUCGUACAAAAGAGUGGAUUGAGAAAACCUCUGGGAAUGUGAACAAACUAUUAUGUGCAACAUUUCCCUCUGUAUGGAUCUGUCUCACAUGUUCAUUUCUACUUUUAAGAUACUUUACGGCAUCAAAAUUUUAUUCAAAAUUUGUAUCAGAUAAUUUAUAUUCAUAAGUACUGCACUUUUGUUUUGAUAUACUGUUAUUAUGUUACGUCUCAGAUAUGUGAUCA